AUGGGUUUCAGCACAACCGCCGAAUUUGAUCAGGCAUAUCAAAGUGUUAGGGGUGCUUUUACAUCUGGUACCACUAAGAACAAGGAAUGGAGACGUCGUCAAUUGAAACGUGCUUGGUGGAUGGUCGAGGACAACAAGAAACGCAUUUGCGAUGCCCUCUAUACUGAUCUGCACAAGCACUAUCAAGAAGCUUACACCGGCGACUGCGGUGGCGUCCAAGCCGACAUUCUACGUACUCUCAAAAAGCUAGACGAAUGGACCAAGGAUGAAAGACCGGGCAGGUCCGAUCCUCUCAAUUUCCUAGGAAGGACCACUGUCCGCAAAGAACCUCUUGGUGUGACUCUAAUUAUCAGCGCAUGGAAUUUCCCCGUCAGCUUGCUCCUGCAGCCAAUGGUCGCCGCAAUUGCUGCUGGGUGUGCCGUGAUCCUCAAACCAUCAGAUGUGGCAAGUGCUACCCAAGAUGUAUUGAUGGAAAUCGUUCCCCAAUAUAUGGACACAGAUGCAAUCCGGUGUGUUUCCGCUGGUCCACAAGAGAUGGGAUACAUCCUUGAACAUCGCUUUGACCACAUUUUCUACACUGGAUCCCCCAAUGUUGCCAAAAUCAUCCAUGCAGCAGCCGCAAAGCAUCUGACUCCCGUUACAUUCGAGUUGGGCGGUCAAUGUCCUGCUAUUGUCGCGGAGUCGGCAAAUCUUGAUCUCACUGCGAAACACAUUGCGGUUACCAAAUUCAUGAAUGCUGGACAGGUUUGCUUGAACGUUAACCACGUUCUUGUUCAUCCGAGCCUGCGAGAACUCCUUGUCGCCGAUUUAAUUCGACACUUUGAUACUUUCCUAGGAGGCAAAGCCAACAACCCAGAGUAUUACACACACAUCAUCAACGAACGCAGUUUCGACCGUCUCGAGAGAUUACUUGAACAUUCCUCCGGAAAGAUUGUCUAUGGGGGCCAGCGCGAUCGUCAAAGCCUGUACUUCGCACCAACGAUUGUCACCGGAGUCAAGCCUGGCGAUUCCCUUCUCUCUGAAGAGCUUUUCGGCCCGAUCCUCCCCAUCGUUGACGCAGACUUCAAUGCUGCUAUCUCUCAUACUCGUGGGGGAGAGCAUCCACUCGCAAUUUAUGCCUUCACUACUCAAGAUGCCGAGAAGGCUCGCAUCUUGAACGAAACUCAGUCCGGGGGCGUGACCUUCAAUGACUGCGCUCUCCACGUAGCUGGUCGUGAUGUGCCAUUCGGUGGUGUUGGGAACUCCGGUCAAGGGCGCUAUCAUGGCCCGCAUGGUAUCUUGACUUUCUCUCAUCUCCGUACCCAUACCAAUGCCAUCCCUUCAUGGUUGGAGGGACUUAUGGCUGCACGGUACCCCCCGUACUCCAUUGAGAAGGCUCACAAGAUGAGCGCACCCGUCACCCCGCCUUUUGACCGAGAUGGCAAUGACACGACAUUCGCUGCUCGUUCGAAGUGGGUCCUUGGCGUUGGAGUUCUCGCAGUCUCCGCAUUGUUUGUGUCUCGGGAUCAGGUCAUCUCUUUGGGUUCUCAGUGGCUCAAAUAG
Messenger RNA from Penicillium coprophilum, 1542 nucleotides. RefSeq names its product Aldehyde dehydrogenase C-terminal. The record is from RefSeq and is a predicted model, not a curated record. Gene Ontology annotation, cellular component: cytoplasm. Gene Ontology annotation, molecular function: aldehyde dehydrogenase (NAD+) activity. Gene Ontology annotation, biological process: aldehyde metabolic process. NCBI's taxonomy places the organism in Eukaryota, Fungi, Ascomycota, Eurotiomycetes, Eurotiales, Aspergillaceae. The transcript is spliced from 3 exons. Bases 1 to 1542 code for a protein of 513 amino acids.